AUGUCCUUCCUUAACAGAAACAACUUGUUCGGUGGCUCUGGUCAGCAACCUUCACGCGAUCAAUACGGUCAGCAACCCUCUCCGCAACGUGGUGCCCGUCCGUCUUAUCCUCCACGCGGAGGCGGCGGUGGCAGCGGCUACGACACACAUAUGAAUGGUUACGACUCUCCUCGGCAAGGCUACGGCAGUCCUGGCCUGCCCGCGAGAAACAUGCCUCCUCGGCCCAUGGGCCAUCAGCAGAGUCCAAGUCGAGGUGCGCCAGCGAGAGGCCAGGGUGCUGUUAUGACCCUGCAACCUGCAAAAUCUCCAGACAACUCAUAUACCUUCCGCAACCUCGCUGCUGUUUCUUCGCAGGACGUUCCUCCUUCCUACGAUGGCACUGACGUCUUCCUGCUUAUCAACGGCAUGUAUGUCCUCUCGGCUCGACCUCUCGAUGCAUUCCCUCGAGGCACCAUCGGUCUUUCAGAACCGCAAAGAUCUUGGAUGGGUGUAGCCUUGACAGAUGUACUGCAGGCAGAAGUCUACGAUCCCUUCAGCCAAGGGGCGCAGGCAUAUAUUGGUGCGAUGGAUAUCGAAAUUGGUUUUGCAAGCACGAGGAAAACCACAGACACGCCCUACGAUCAAGAUGAUCUAGCCAGAGAGAUUACAAAAUUAUUCAACAGCCAAAUGUUCGCUCCCGGUCAGCGAUUCCUGAUGGACCUCAAAAGUAUUCCCUUGAACCUCACCGUCAAGACAGUGCAGCUGGCAGACCUGAGUGAAAAGGCCGCGCCCACGACAUCUGAUCCUCAUGCGCGAGGCAUUUUGACCCCUCAAACCCAGAUCAACUUUUUCAAGGACGGAAAGACCACUAUAAAUCUCAAGGCAUCCUCUCGUCGGCCUGCAGCCAAUUCUAUCAUCGCUCCCGAUUUCAAGUUUGAAGAUAUGGGCAUUGGUGGUCUAGAUGCCGAAUUUGUUACCAUUUUCCGAAGAGCAUUCGCCUCCCGCGUUUUCCCCCCAGGACUCGUGGAAAAGUUGGGUAUUCAGCACGUGAAGGGUAUCUUGCUCUACGGUCCCCCGGGUACUGGGAAAACAUUGAUUGCGCGCCAGAUUGGCAAAAUGCUCAAUGCCAGAGAACCCAAGGUUAUUAAUGGCCCUGAAGUACUGAACAAAUAUGUCGGCCAGUCUGAAGAAAACAUUCGAAAGCUCUUUGCCGAUGCGGAGAAGGAAUACAAAGAGAAGGGAGAUGAAUCCGGCCUCCACAUCAUCAUUUUCGACGAAUUGGAUGCUGUCUGUAAGCAAAGAGGCAGCGGUGCCGGCGGAGGCACGGGUGUUGGAGAUAGUGUGGUCAACCAGCUCCUCUCCAAGCUCGAUGGCGUGGAUCAGCUAAACAACAUCCUUCUGAUUGGCAUGACGAAUCGGAAAGAUAUGAUUGACGAUGCUCUCCUGCGGCCGGGCCGUCUUGAGCUACACAUGGAGAUAGCCCUGCCAGACGAACACGGCCGAGCGCAGAUUCUGAAGAUCCACACCCAAAAGAUGCGUGACAACCAGGUACUCGACCCAGACGUCGACCUUCUGGAUCUCGCCCACAGGACCAAGAACUUUUCAGGGGCCGAAAUUGGCGGUCUAGUCAAAUCCGCCACAUCGUUUGCUUUUUCUCGGCAUAUCAAGGUUGGGACGAUGGCGGGAAUUACGGACGACGUGGCAAACAUGAAAGUCAAGCGUGCCGACUUUGAAAACGCUCUGGAAGAGGUGAAACCGGCCUUUGGCGUGUCGGAGGAAGAGCUUUCGUACUGCCUCCGGGGAGGCGUCAUACACUUUUCACAGUACAUCAAGGACGUUCUUGAGGAAGGAAAACUCUUUGUGGAACAGGUGCGAAACCCUGACUCUACGCCGCUCUUCUCGGUUUGUCUGCACGGGCCUGCUGGCUGCGGAAAGACGGCGCUUGCAGCAAAGAUCGCCAUUGACAGCGGUUACCCUUUCAUCAAGCUGGUCAGCAACAAGGACACCUUGGAAAUGUCCGAAUCCCAGAAGAUUUCCUACCUCAGCAAGGUGUUCAUGGACGCAUACAAAUCGCCAAUGUCGUGCGUGGUCCUGGAUGACGUUGAAGAAUACAUGGAGUGGACACCCAUCGGCCCUCGAUUCUCCAACCCCAUAUUGAAAACCCUGGUGGCACUGUUACGCAAAGCCCCUCCGCCGGGACGAAGCCUGCUUAUUAUUGUGACAGCGACGGAACGUUCAGUCCUGCAACAACUGGAUUUCUGGCGGCACUUCAAUAGCGACAUUCCCGUCGCCAAUGUACGCACCUACGACGAGCUGGAAUUUGUCAUGAACGAAUCCAGGGCAUUUGAAGCCGGGGAAAUCUCCAGGGCAGUUGCGGAGAUCCGGGAUAUCACACGCAGCGAGGUUGUGGGAGUGGGCAUCAAGCAUGUGCUACAGGCAAUUGAGACAGCCAAAUUUGACGCCGAUCGUGUCACUCGGUUUGCAGGGACUUUGAGCAGGGUCAUUGCUGAGCGCGGCGAAGGCAGUGGGUUUCGUUGA
Molecule: messenger RNA, 2517 nt
Organism: Fonsecaea multimorphosa CBS 102226
Lineage: Eukaryota; Fungi; Ascomycota; Eurotiomycetes; Chaetothyriales; Herpotrichiellaceae
Exons: 2
Coding region: 1-2517 (838 amino acids)
Biological process (GO): SNARE complex disassembly; Golgi to plasma membrane protein transport; intra-Golgi vesicle-mediated transport
Cellular component (GO): Golgi stack
Molecular function (GO): ATP hydrolysis activity; ATP binding
Source: RefSeq, a predicted model, not a curated record